Plectropomus leopardus (leopard coralgrouper) is the source of this 1665-nucleotide messenger RNA. The record is from RefSeq and is a predicted model, not a curated record. NCBI's taxonomy places the organism in Eukaryota, Metazoa, Chordata, Actinopteri, Perciformes, Serranidae.
AAGCUGGAGAAAGCUGACAUCCUGGAGAUGACCGUUUGUUUCCUCAGACGACUGCAGCAGCAGAAUCAAGCUGUGGACUCAGCAGCUGUCCAUCAGGGCUACUCCAGGUGUGUCCAAGAGGUGACACACUUCCUGUCCAAAGAGCAGCUGAAGACACAGUCCCAGAGAGGACUGCUGAACCACUUCAACAAGCUGCAGUCUUCCUCUGAUAAGAACCUGAGAGAGGCUGACUUCUCUCCUCUGAGCUCCAUAGUCCAGACCAGCAUCACCAAAGACAAGAGUCCAGUCAACAGCGUCCUCUGGAGGCCGUGGUAGACACCUACAGACUGGAGUCACCACCAGACAAACUGACACGACCAUAUUGGUCAAAGAUUAUUAUCAGACAUAUUAUUCUGUGCAAAGUAAUUAAUCUCUGGGUCAAAUUGGACUGACAUUUCCAUUUACUUUUGGGAAUUUUUUUUCUAAGAAAAGUAUUAUUUUUUGUUUGAAAAUACCGAGUAGCACAUCAUUGUAUUCUAUGAAUACUGUAUAUUAUCUUAUUGAUUUAUCAAUAUAAUCAAAAUUUGGCCAGUAUUGGUCAGAAUUAUUACAUCUGUCUUGAACCUCUGUAAGUUCUCUGUAUCAGAUCGAUCCAGUGACAGGGGCUGACAAACAUUAGCUACUUUCUGGUAGCAUUUGAUCCUUUUUUUAUUGUACUUGAUUGACUUUUUACCGUGUAAAAAAUGAUCGACCCAUGCUGGGUCUUGAAGUUGUCUGUUCUGUCAUCAACAUGUUCUGUUGUGUUAACGGUACAAAUGUAUUUCUGAAAUUUAUUUACUCUCACUGUCAGAGAGUUUGCUCUCCUUGUUUAGCUUUUACUAAACAAUUUCCCGUGUUUUGUGAAAAAACACUGAAGCUGUGAGCUCUAUUUGAGCACAAUGUCUUUUAACUGUGAUGCAUCAUCACCAUUAGUGCCUCUGAUGUGAUCAAUUCAAUAUCUUUGAAUAAAAACAUCAACUGAAUCUUGAGCUGUGUUAUUUCAUCAUUUACUGACGUCUUAAACACUGAGCAACCUCAUCUGAAUGCAACAACAAUAUAGGGAUUGCAUUAUUUAUUGGGAUAAUUGAACUGAAUUGCACUAGUUAGUGUAGUUAGUGUAGUGCUGUUGAAUUGUGCCAGUUACUCCUGGGUUUGAAGUUAACUGUAAAAUCUUUCAAUUAUGUAUUUUAUGACUGCACACUACCAUCUAGUGGUUAGUUUAUUUAUGUGCACUUAAACACGACUCUUGGGAAGUUGCAUUACCUAAAACACAGCUGGCCCCAUUACAUACAGUUUUCAUACAAUACAGAAAAAGCUGAUUCAGCUUAUUCCAACUUUUCAUUGAAGCUUUACAAAAUUAUCACAGGUUGAAAUAUUAUAUCCCAGACUUAGUAUAUUUCUAUCUGCACCAUUUCAUCGGAUAUGUUACACAUCUUAUUCCUCAUUACUACAAUUUACCCCAAAAUUCACUCUGGCUUGUUUGGUAAUUUUUGAUAAUUUGGAAUCUACACAAGAACAGAUAAAAGAGAGGCUGCACAGCAAAAACAAGUUUGUUCUGGCUAUUCCACUACAAGCUUAUGCUUAUUGAAGUAUUGAUGUAAAAAAACCAACAACCCCUAUACUAACAGCCAUAUUAAAAAACUAUUA